AGUGCGCAAUACACACAACAGUGCGCCCAGUCGUCCCAUAUGUUAUUGUUUAUCACGACCGCUUAAAACAAAAAGGUUUUGUAGACGAGGAAGGAAAAGGUGUUGCCGUCAGCGUCCCCUGUCCACCAAGUCGCAAUUGCGCAACUAUUUAAUGUCGUCUACAGCAAUCUCGGCCAGCAGAAAUUGUUUAACGUUCAAUACAUGGAGGACAAGUCAACAACUCAAGCCAAAAGCAGUUAUAAGAAACUUUCGAAUUCUCAACCUAGACCAGAAACAGUUGGCCCAUCAAAGACCUAAGAGCUCUCGAGAGACAGGCGAGCUGAUUUGUGGACAAUUAACGCGUUCUUAUCAGUCUUUCAAGGCGAUGGACUCUCCACCAGAUGUAUUCCUUGGACAAGUGGAUCGUUUCCGAGGCGUCACAGUCGAUGGGAAGAACCAGAAUGUGGACACAGCCCAAUUCCAGACUAAACUACAGAAAUCUUUGGAAUUCUGGAGAUCAAAUAAAAAUCGAGCUAUUUGGUUUCAUGUGUAUAAGGAGCAGGCCGAUUGGGUACCGAUACUAGCUGCCAAUGGCUUUGAUUUUCAUCAUGCUUGCACCGGCGUGGUGGCCAUGUACCGUUGGCUGCCCACCGAUGAGGAGAGCAAUUUACCUAAUUACGCACACACGCUCUUAGGCGUCGGCGGCCUUGUGAUUAACGAUCAAGAUGAAAUUCUUGUGGUGUCCGAUCGUUUUGCAAUGAUCCCAAACAGUUGGAAACUACCUGGUGGCUAUGUGGAGCCGCGCGAGAAUCUCGUCGAUGCGGCCAUACGAGAAGUGGAGGAAGAGACCGGCAUUAAAACGGAAUUCCGUUCAGUAGUUUGUUUGCGUCACGCACACGGCGGUAAUUUCGGUUGUUCCGAUAUUUACGUUGUCAUUGGAUUGAAGCCAAACAAUUUGGACUUCAAACGUUGCGAAAGGGAAAUUGCAAAGCUCCAAUGGAUGCCAGUUCAGGAAUAUUUGCAGCAUCCGCAAGUGCACGAGACAAAUCGGCAUUUUGUCCGAACAUAUUUAGACUAUCAGAAGCGCGGAUUGGUUUUAACCUGUCGCUCGGAUGUGCAUCAGGUCCUGAAAAAGGAAUACAGAUUGUAUUAUGUGGACCAGCAAGAGCAACAGCAAACGAAGGAGUAGUUCAAUUCAUGUGUUUUUUGUUUUAUGUAUGUAUGUAAAUAAAAUAAAGCUUUUGUAUAUUUUAGAAAACGAA
This is a messenger RNA of Drosophila willistoni, 1241 nucleotides long. RefSeq names its product nucleoside diphosphate-linked moiety X motif 6. The coding region runs from base 152 to 1168 and encodes 338 amino acids. The record is from RefSeq and is a predicted model, not a curated record. The transcript is spliced from 4 exons. Gene Ontology annotation, molecular function: NAD binding; NADH pyrophosphatase activity; ADP-ribose diphosphatase activity. NCBI's taxonomy places the organism in Eukaryota, Metazoa, Arthropoda, Insecta, Diptera, Drosophilidae.